AUGGAAACAAUGGCUUACAGCAAGGGGCCAUGGUGGACCAUUCCUGAAAACUUUUGCCUUCCGUUGGUGUUUUACAUGGAAGAGGACCAGGAGGAGCGCAUCUUUGGCCACCUUGAUGCAGACCUUCACCAUCUCGAGGUACACAGCCACACCCUCAUUCAGCUGGAGGGGUGGUUCACAGCCACAGGCCAGACGCGUGUCACCGUAGUUGGACCACUUGAGGCAAGGCAGUGGCUGUUCCUCAUGAUCUGGAGCAUGGAGAGCUGGGACCCCGAUCAGCAGGCCCGAGGUCUCGAGAUGCUGCAGUGUGUCCGGAGCCAGCUUCUAACCAAGGACGACCUGGAAGCUGCUCCCAGCAUACAGCUCUACUCCACGGCCCUGUCUUUGCUAGUCAGGAUGGGCAGGACUGUCCAUCCUAGGCUUUGUCAGGCUUCCCCUUACUGA
Molecule: messenger RNA, 444 nt
Organism: Hipposideros armiger (great roundleaf bat)
Lineage: Eukaryota; Metazoa; Chordata; Mammalia; Chiroptera; Hipposideridae
Product: KH homology domain-containing protein 1-like
Exons: 3
Coding region: 1-444 (147 amino acids)
Cellular component (GO): cytoplasm
Molecular function (GO): RNA binding
Source: RefSeq, a predicted model, not a curated record